This is a messenger RNA of Cuscuta campestris, 2223 nucleotides long. NCBI's taxonomy places the organism in Eukaryota, Viridiplantae, Streptophyta, Magnoliopsida, Solanales, Convolvulaceae. The record is from the annotation of a GenBank genome assembly.
CUAAUUCAAUUUUUUGUCCAUAUUUUAAAAAAUUUGACGAACUUGGGCCGAAAUGGUAGUACCCGAAAAGAAUUGGGGCGGCAAUUGGGAACUUCUCCCUCUCCCGACUACAUAAACCCCUGCGCACAUUCCAAACCCUCGACAAUGUUGACCUAGUUCGCCGUUCCCCUCUUCUCCAUCCAUCCAUGGCGCUCUACCUCUUGCACGAGACGGCCUCCGGCUAUGCUUUGUUCGUCGCGCACGGACUGGAUGAGAUCGGGCAGAACACAGAUGCGGUUCGGAAGUCUGUCCUCGACCUCAACAGGUUCGGCAAAGUUGCGAAGCUUGUCUCUUUUAGCCCAUUCGAAUCUGCUCACGAUGCUCUGAGCCAGUGCAAUGCUAUUUCUGAAGGGCAAAUGACUGAUGGGUUAAGGAAUUUCUUGGAGCUUACACUCCCAAAGGUUGAGGGAAAGAAGCCUAACUUCAGCCUAGGGGUUGCUGAUCCUAGGAUUGGGUCUCAAAUUUUUGAUGUAACUAAGAUUCCUUGCCAGAGUAAUGAGUUUGUUCUUGAGCUUCUGCGCGGAGUGAGGAUGCACUUUGAGAAAUUUAUUGAGAAUCUGAAGGCAGGUGACUUAGAGAAGGCUCAGCUGGGGUUGGGUCACAGUUAUAGCAGAGCAAAAGUCAAAUUCAAUGUCAAUCGUGUUGACAAUAUGGUUAUUCAAGCAAUAUUCAUGCUUGAUACUCUUGACAAAGAUAUAAAUACUUUCUCCAUGAGAAUCAGAGAAUGGUACUCAUGGCACUUCCCAGAACUUGUGAAGAUUAUCAAUGACAAUUAUUUAUAUGCCAAGCUUGCUAAGUUCAUUGAUGACAAGGCACAAUUAUCAGAUGAUAGCAUACCGGCAAUAAUGGAAAUAGUUGGUGAUGAAAAUAAAGCAAAAGAAAUAGUAGAAGCUGCCAAAGCAUCUAUGGGCCAUGAUUUGUCUCCUGUUGACUUGAUCAAUGUCAAGCAAUUUGCUCAUAGAGUAAUGGACCUAGCUGAGUAUAGGAAGAAUCUAUACAAUUAUUUGAUUGCUAAGAUGCAAGACAUCGCACCGAAUUUGGCUGCAUUAGUUGGUGAUGUUGUUGGGGCCCGUUUAAUUUCACAUGCUGGUAGCCUUUCAAACUUGGCCAAGUGUGCAUCAUCCACCCUUCAAAUACUUGGAGCGGAGAAGGCACUCUUCAGGGCUUUGAAGACCAAAGGAAACACACCUAAGUAUGGUCUCAUAUUUCAUUCUUCUUUCAUUGGCCGUGCUGGUGCCCGGAAUAAAGGGCGAAUUGCUCGCUUCCUUGCUAACAAAUGCUCUAUUGCUUCACGCCUUGACUGUUUCUUAGACACCAGCACUACUAAAUUUGGUGAGAAACUUCGCCAACAGGUCGAGGAGAGACUUGAUUUCUAUGAUCGGGGAGUUGCCCCACACAAAAACCAGGAUAUGAUGAAAGCUGUAAUGGAAGCUAUUGGAAAAGAAGAAGCAGCAAAGGAGGGAGACAAAACUCCAUCCGAAGCUUCAGGAAAGAAAGGCAAGAAGAAGUCCAAAGGUGAUGCAGCAGUUGAGGAUGGGCAACCCAUGGAGGUAGAAGAACUUGCAGGUACAAACGGGGCCGAAUCUGAAGAGCCAAGGAAGAAGAAAAAGAAGGAAAAGCGGAAAGCCGAAGAUGUGGAUGAACAUGCCAAUGGUGUGAAUGGGGUUGAGGCCGCGAAUGGGUCAUCAAAGAAGCAUAAGAAGAAGAGCAAGGAUGAGGAUGAAGAUGCCCAGACUACCGGAGGCAAGAAGAAGAAGAAGAAGUCCAAGGUUGAGGACGAUGAAUGAAUGAAUGUGCAUUCUUGGCUUACUUCGAGCACCCUGGAGGCUAUUUCUGGCGUUUUCAAAACCUUUUGAUUUACUACUGAGUUUGGCUUUGUUGUGUUUUUAGACAUGUUUUGGGGUUAAGUUAUCGUGUUAGUUUAUCGUUAGACUUGGUAGAACAAUACUCUUUUGUUCAUGGUUUAGACUAGUACUGUGUGGUAGCAUUUCUGGAAAGACUUGCAUGCAUGUAUUGUCUUCUUUGACUUGUUUAGUUUAUUACAACUUGCUUCUCAUCCUUUAUAUAUUAUAUUUGGGAGUUAAACUCCCAGAAUUUUGAGAUUUGUCAUCCUGAUGGGGAAUUAUUUUGACACUUACAAAUGCUCAAAAAAAAUAUUGCAUUGAAUAAAUUCAGAAUUGGUAA